Girardinichthys multiradiatus is the source of this 1358-nucleotide messenger RNA. RefSeq names its product nitric oxide synthase-interacting protein-like. The transcript has 10 exons. The record is from RefSeq and is a predicted model, not a curated record. The coding region runs from base 196 to 1098 and encodes 300 amino acids. Gene Ontology annotation, cellular component: nucleus. NCBI's taxonomy places the organism in Eukaryota, Metazoa, Chordata, Actinopteri, Cyprinodontiformes, Goodeidae. Gene Ontology annotation, molecular function: ubiquitin protein ligase activity.
GUAUAAAACAGAACUACGUUUUUUAUGGUGGAAGCGAGCAAUGCCAACUGAACUGCAGUAGGUGGCGGUAUGCACUCCAAGCUGUUUACGCUAUCGAAAGAAAGAAGAAGAAGAAGAAACAACUGCAAGGAAAGAGAAGUAAAGAACGUAUUAAAUCAAGGUUUCAGCUGAUACAGUUCGGAAAGACAGGACAUCAUGACCCGACAUGGCAAGAACUGUACAGCUGGAGCUGUCUACACGUACCAUGAGAAGAGGAAGGACACAGCGGCGUCCGGUUAUGGAACACAGAGCGUCCGCCUGGGGAAAGAUGCUAUCAAAGACUUUGACUGCUGUUGCCUGUCCUUGCAGCCCUGCCAGGAUCCUGUGGUGACCCCAGAUGGAUACUUGUAUGAAAAACAGGCCAUUCUUGAAUACAUUCUUCACCAGAAGACUGAAAUAGCCAAAAAGAUGAAGGCUUAUGAGAAGCAGAAGCAAGCACUAAAGAGCAACAACCAGCUGGAGUCCAAAUCUGAGGAACGGCAAAAGGUGGAGAGGUUUAAAACCAGUGAGAACAGCAUCGUGUCCAAACCCAUUAACCCUUUUAUAUCUGGACAGAAGAAAGAUGGUGAGGUUAGCAGCUCAGGAGAACCAGUUUCUGCUGGUCCAGCCAGUACCUCCAGCCAGAGCCUGCCGAGUUUCUGGAUUCCUUCUCUGACACCAGAGGCCAAGCCCGCUCUCCUUAAAAAGCCAAGUAAAGCUGUGUUGUGUCCCAUGUCGGGACGACCCAUAAAGAUGAAUGAUCUAAUCCAUGUGCACUUUACCCCACUGGACCCCAGCCUGGACAGAGUGGCCUUGCUCAACCGCCAGGAAAGGUAUGUGUGUGCAGUGACCAGAGACGCCCUGGGUAACAGCAUUCCCUGCGCUGUUCUCAGACCCACAGGGACUGUGGUGACUCAGGAGUGUGUGGAGAAGCUGAUCAAAAAGGACAUGAUUGAUCCCGUGUCUGGAGACAAAUUAACAGACAAAGACAUCAUCCCACUGCAGAGGGGUGGAACCGGUUUUGCAGGCUCUGGAGUUGACCUCAGGGCCAAGGAGGCACGUCCAGUGAUGCAGGCAUGAGAGUGUGGAGGAUGUGGAUCUGCCCACAGUGCUCACAAUGAUGUAAAGUCCAUCUUAUCUGUAGCCCGGUGGAAUAUUUUUGUAGCUUGUUGCGACUUGUGAAUGACUUUAAUCCCUUGUUUCUCUAAGCAGCCGCCAUGUGACGAACACUUCUUAUGUAUUGUAUUUGUUUUAUUUUUGUCUUCUGAAUGGAUCGUGUGGCCUGUCUAAAUAAGGCAAUAAAUGAAACGGCAAAUAAAAGGAUUUUUUCAAGCCAAGCA